GUGAGAUGACUUACUAAGUAUUAGUUAAGCCUAAUACGCAUAUAUUUUGGCUAAUAGUAAUAUUAAUUUACUGACAUAUUAUUUUGAGGAACGUCGGAAAUGAUCUGAAUUAAAGUCUUUCUACGAAUGGCCUGUACAAAGGACGUUCCGAACGUUGGCGGAUAAUUCCAAAGGAGUGGUGGAUAGUGCUUACUGGGGAUGGAGGUAGGUCUACGUGUGGUAAGAGGACCCGACUGGAAAUGGGGAAACCAAGAUGACGGUGAAGGUCACGUAGGCACAGUAGUGGAAAUCGGCAAACCAGGAAGUACGACUUCACCAGAUAAAACUGUUGUUGUUCAGUGGGACUCUGGGUCAAAGACAAAUUAUCGAGUUGGAUACCAAGGUGCUUUUGACUUAAGGGUCUUUGAUAACGCUCCAACUGGAGUCAAACAUCCCAACAUUAUCUGUGAUGUCUGCAAACUGCAGGGGAUUUAUGGAAUGAGAUGGAAAUGUGCUAGAUGUUUUGAUUUUGACCUUUGCACACAGUGUUAUAUGGCAGAUAAGCAUGACCUGACACAUCCUUUCCAGAGGUUUGAAAAUGCGGCUUCAGUUGGACAGGAAAUGUCAAAACGACAAGGUGCUGUAAAACUUCUAGUUCGAGGAAUAUUUCCUGGUGCAAAAGUUACAAGAGGGCCAGACUGGGACUGGGGCAAUCAAGAUGGUGGAGAAGGUAAAAUAGGUAAAGUUACUGAUAUUCGAGGCUGGGACAGCGAGUCAGGACGUAGUGUAGCUAACGUGACUUGGAAAUCAGGUUCUAUGAACGUUUAUAGACUAGGACACAAAGGAAAGGUGGAUUUGAAAUACGUACAGGAAUCAUCUGGGGGUUUUUAUUAUCGGGACCAUCUCCCUAUUCUAGGUCAAGUUGUUGAGGCAGUGGCUAGCAUAUCUCCUGCAUGUCAUCGGCCUCAAUUCAAUGUUGGUGAUAAAGUCAAGGUUUUAUUAGAUGUGGAGAACCUGAAAUUAGUACAAGAAGGGCAUGGAGGCUGGAAUCCACGUAUGGAAGAGGUUAUCAACAAAAUUGGAACUGUACAUCGUGUUACAGACAAAGGAGAUAUUAGAGUUCAGUAUGAGGGUUGCAACAAUAGGUGGACAUUUAAUCCUAGUGCACUGACUAAGGUAAAAGUUAAUAAAUCUCAUACUUUUAAAAUCCUGUUAUUUAAAGUUACAUCUUGUUCUUUAUUUUAUUUUUUAAACCAGGUGUUAGGUAAAACAGGAAAAGUAACUAAAAUCUAUUCUGAUGGGGAUCUUCGAGUAAAUGUUGAAGGUCAGACGUGGACAUUUAACCCUCUGUGUGUGACUUUGGUGCCAGGAUCAACAACAGAGAUGAACAACACAAUGACUGCCAACCAGAGAGAAGAGCACACUAAUCCUUUGCUGAGCCACCUGCUGGUAGAACAUCAACAUCACCACCUUGAGACCAGCAACUUUGAUCGUCUGGUGAGAGAGGCUGCUCAAGGCCAUCAGGAGACAGUUCAAGAAUUAUUGCAAAUUUUUCCUGAUAAGGUGGACCAGAAAAGCUCAGGGAAAACAGCUCUUCAAGUGGCAUGUCACCAAGGACACAUUGACAUAGUUAAGAUGAUACUAGCAGCUGGAGCUACCACAGAAAUACAGGAUGAUGAUGGGGACACAGCUCUACAUUAUUCUGCUUUUGGAAAUCAACCCGAUAUCAUGGAGCUACUACUUAAAGCCAAUGCUGAUAUUGAUGCAGUCAAUAAAGCUAGAUGCAGUGCAUUACAUGUUGCUGUGAACAAACAACAUAUGAACUGUGUGAAGGUUCUUCUCAGAUACAGGUGUAACAUUAACAUUCAGGAUUCAUAUGGAGAUACAGCACUUCACGACGCUAUUGGAAAGGACAGCCAGGAGAUUUUAGAAUUACUCAUUAAUGUGCCAGAAAUUGACUUCUCCCUCAAGAAUAAACGAGGAUUUAAUGUUCUUCAUCAUGCUGCAUUAAAAGGAAAUAAUUUUGCUACAGAACGCCUGAUAUUUAAGACCAGACAAAUAGUUGAUGUUAAGAAAGAUGAUGGUUUUGCUGCCCUUCAUCUAGCUGCCCUUAAUGGUCAUUAUCAAGUAGCAGAAACAUUACUUACACAAGGUCAGUGUGAAGUGGAUGUUCGUAACAACAGAAAGCAGACACCACUUAUCCUUGCUGUAAGCCAGGGUCACUGUUCACUGAUUGAGCUUCUUGUUUCUAUGGGAGCAGAUGUAAAUGCUGAAGAUGAAGAUGGUGAUACUGGUUUUCAUCUAGCCUUGAUUAGAAAACUUGUACCAAAACAUGAUGUGGAAAACUUUGAAUCUCCUUGUAUAACAAGUAUUUUAAGUCAGCUGGGGUCUGCAGGACAUGAAAGCAAUGUUGGACUUGCUAUUGCUUGUUUUCUGGCUCAAGAAGGAGGGGAUUUAAAUCAUAGAAAUCAGAAAGGGAAGACACCUCUUGAUUUAUUACCUGAUACUUCAAUGAAAGAUUUAGUUCGUUAUCACGCAACUCUAAAAAGUGCUCAAGCCAAGUCUCUGGGUUUGCGGGAAAAUCCAGAUGUUUCGUGCCCAGCAUCCGAGGCUACACCAUCUGCUGGCUCAGAGUGCUGGAUAUGUUGUGAAGUUUCAGCUUCAGUUUUGUUUGAGCCUUGUGGUCAUAAGGUAGCUUGUGAAGACUGCUGCUUACGAAUGAAGAAGUGUAUAUCUUGUCAAGAUGUUAUUCUUAAGAAAAUUGGGUUAGGUGGUCGGGUCAUUUCGUCAAAAGCUCGUCAGGCAAGUGUGGAGCGGUUACGGUAUCUUGAAACCAAAAUUCAAGAGAUUGAAGAGGCUCACUGUUGUUCUAUUUGUAUGGAAAGGAGAAGAAAUGUAGCAUUUCUUUGUGGUCAUGGAGCUUGUGUAAAAUGUGCUCAGACUCUGAAGACUUGUCACAUGUGUCGGAAGCCUAUCACAAAGAAAAUUAACUUGUACUAAAAGCUGUAUUGCAGCUAAGAAGUGCCAUCUUUGAAAAUAUUCUUGUCACUGUUUUGGAAGAAUAGCAGGGAAACCUGACAAACUGUGCCCUCAGCAUAGGGUUAUUGGAUAUUAACACAUAUAAUUUCAUACUGUGCGUAUGUUUUUGUCCCAUCUUUUUCUAACUUAUGUAUAUAUUUAGUUUUUUUGGUAAUUUUCGAAAAGUUCUGACUUAUUCUGUGUUUUGAAAAUUGUCUAAGCACAUUUUCUAUUACUGUUUGAAUUUUUGGUGGUCAAAUUGUAGAUUUUAUUGUAAACAAGAAAUAUAUAUAUAUACAUGUGUGUGUGUGUGUGUAUUUUUUAAAUUAAGCCUACAAGAGACAGUCUCUUGGAGGUCUGAUUAUAAACACACAAGUUCUUAAGAUAAAAAUUUCUGUGUGUGUAUGUAUAAGCAUACCUAUAUCAGGACCUGACUAAUUUUUUUAAAUCACUUAAUUCGUAGGCAGAUCAAGCUAGAGAUUUGAACUGCCAUCUAUAAUGAUGGUACUUAUAUGCAAAAAUAAAUCAUUAUAUUAGGGAGACGGUUUUAAAGGCAGAUUCUUUUAAAGAAUCUCCAAAUUGUAAUUAAUUCUUAAUACAAAAAUUAUCUCGGGUGCUUCGUGAUAUGCAUUUAUUCUUUUGAAAGUUUCUCCUACGUUACUUUUUUUUUUUAGUAUUUGAAACAAAUACGUCUAACUCCCUAGUAACUUAAUUCCUAACAAUAUUGAUUCCUUUCCCUAUCUUUGGCUUUUAUUUGGAUGAAGAAAGUCAUAUAACAAGUGUCAAAUAGAAUAUUUUAUUUACUUUCCUUACAAAUUAUUCUGUUUGGAUGAAUAAAGUUAGACUUGGUUGGUUGUAAAAGUUAUGAAAAAUUUCAGUUGAAUUGGUGUGUUUUCAAAUAAAUAUAUAACAUUCAAUAUUUUAUGAAAAUGUACAUUUGAAAACAUUAUUCUGUAUUAUAAUUUUACAAUAACUGAUACUUCAUAAAAAUAUAUAAAAUGUACAAAUAUUAACUUAUGGAUUGUCAUGAAAACUUGCUCAGUGACUAAGUGGGAAUUAUUUAUGAUUUGUCUAAUUGAUGAUAACAUUCAAGUGGAGUUGGGUUUGUCUUUUCCUGAUAUUUGUAUAUAUAAUUGUAGCUUUAAGUAACUAUAUUUCAUUGAAAAUGUUAGUAAAUUUGUGUGCUGUUUA
Molecule: messenger RNA, 4188 nt
Organism: Limulus polyphemus (Atlantic horseshoe crab)
Lineage: Eukaryota; Metazoa; Arthropoda; Merostomata; Xiphosura; Limulidae
Gene: mib2
Product: E3 ubiquitin-protein ligase MIB2-like
Exons: 17
Coding region: 199-2979 (926 amino acids)
Biological process (GO): protein ubiquitination
Cellular component (GO): cytoplasm
Molecular function (GO): ubiquitin-protein transferase activity; protein binding; zinc ion binding
Source: RefSeq, a predicted model, not a curated record